UUGUUUUUGUUUAUAGAACUAAGUGUGAUUUGCACGAGUGUUAAGAGACCAAACCCGCUGAUCCAGGUUGUGUUUGUCAUUAUGUCCCUUAAACUGUACUACAUUGCUGCUUCGAGUUUCGUGAUUUCAGUUUUUGUCUCUGUUGAAUGCUCAUUCCUCUUAACAAAAACCUGACUUUCGGGUUGAUCAAAGCACUAGAUUUCGAUUUUGGGUUACUGUAAUCCUUUCUUGUCUAUGUGCGUUUGUGGGUCUCUCUUAAGUCCUAUAUAAGGGUUCUGUUUCAUUGGAGAUUUCAAACCAGUUUUUCUGUAAGAGGGAUUUGUAGAAACAUGGAUGGGAUUGGGGGUUUAUGUAAUUCAAGAUGGAGGAGUAGUGGGUGUUCAUAUGGGUUAGAAGAUUUAGAGGAAGAGAAAGAGGAGAAGUUGGUGGCAUCCCUGUCUUCAAUUCCUCAACCACAAACACCAAAGGAGCCGAUGGAAUUCUUAGCUAGAUCUUGGAGUUUAUCUGCAUCAGAGAUUUCAAAAGCUCUUGCUCAAAAACAACAGAAACAAUGUUUCCUGGACAAGAAUCUCAGUUCCGUCUCUGCAGAACCAGUCGUUGCAUCAAAGAUUUCAUCGAAGGUUAUAAAUUCGAUUAAUUCAAGGAGAACUGGGUCGAUAGGAAAAUGGUUUCACCACCAUAAGGAGUUGAGUAGUAGCACAAUGAGGAAGAAAGACAGAGCGAGAGUAGAAAAUGCACGAUUACAUUCUGCAGUGUCGAUUGCAGGAUUAGCAGCUGCCUUGGCUGCUGUGGCUGCAGCAGGAAACUCUGGUGGUUCGGGAUCGAAAAUGAGCGUGGCAUUGGCCUCAGCUACAGAGCUUUUGGCAUCACAUUGCAUAGAAUUAGCUGAAUCCACCGGAGCUGAUCAUGAUCGUGUAGCAUCUGUUGUGAGAUCAGCUGUGGAUAUUCAUGGUCCGGGCGAUUUAAUGACCCUUACAGCUGCAGCUGCAACAGCUUUGCGAGGGGAAGCAGCCAUGAAAGCUAGAUUGCCUAAGGAAGCAAGGAAGAAUGCAGCCAUAAGUCCCUAUGAUAAGGGAAUGCCAGAAACUCAACAGGUCACAGCUUUUCAUGGCUAUUCACAGGAACAAAGCUCUCCCUUCGUCGGGGAUCUAUUGCAACACACACGGAAAGGUGUUCUACGGUGGAAGCACGUCUCCGUCUAUGUCAACAAGAAAUCUCAGGUUAUAGUGAAGCUUAAAAGCAAACAUGUUGGAGGAGCCUUCUCCAAGAAAAAUAAAUGUGUUGUUUAUGGAGUUUGCGAUGAGACCGGAGCGUGGCCAUAUAAAAGGGAGAGGGAAAACACUGAAGAAGUUUAUUUCGGACUCAAAACCGCGCAAGGUCUUUUGGAGUUCAAGUGCAAGAGCAACAUUCAUAAGCAAAGAUGGGUUGAUGGGAUUCAGAAUCUUCUCAAUCGAGUCAGUUGCAGUAAUUCCAUGGAGGAGACUAUGGAAUUCCUAAGUACUAGCAAUACAAUAUAAUUUUGCACAGAAGUACAAGAAUAGGACAGAACUUGCACAUCUGUUAAACGUGUGAACUGGCUAUUCUUUACAUACUCAUACAUACGAGCUCAAGAUUCCUAUGUGAUAUGUAACCAAAGCUUGUGAAAUAAAGAUGCAGCAGUGUUCAUAUGUAA
Molecule: messenger RNA, 1672 nt
Organism: Tripterygium wilfordii
Lineage: Eukaryota; Viridiplantae; Streptophyta; Magnoliopsida; Celastrales; Celastraceae
Product: VAN3-binding protein-like
Exons: 6
Coding region: 330-1517 (395 amino acids)
Biological process (GO): leaf vascular tissue pattern formation; phloem or xylem histogenesis; auxin-activated signaling pathway
Source: RefSeq, a predicted model, not a curated record